AUGUCUAAAUUUAUCGGCUCAACUAGUUGCUCACCCAUUUUAGCAAUACUCAUUUUCAUCAUUUUAACUCCAAAGGAAUUGGUUCAUGGAAGGAAUAUUUCUGAUAUCGUUGACAAAGAUGAGAUCAUUGACUGUUAUGAUAUCUACAGGCAACCAUCUCUUAACCAUCCUUCUCUUCAUAAUCAUACAAUACAGAUAAGGCCGAGUACAUACCCGAAGAAUAUAAAGUUAGAUGAUCUCGGGACACUUCAAGUUACACAACCUUGGCAUAAAUAUGGAACAUGUCCACAGGGAACUAUACCUAUACGAAGGGAUACUAGAAAACAUUAUCGUUCAACACUUUCGCACAAACAUCAUUGUUCAAAAUACUCCCAUAAUAAAACACUUAAUACAUUGCCACCAAAUGUAACUAAGGACAACCAUGAGUACGCGGUAAUUAAGGUGCAGGGUGGUUUCUUAGGAGCACAAGCAAAAAUAAAUCUUUGGAAUCCAGCUGUGGAAACACGAUUUGAGAUGAGUACAUCUCAAAUCUGGGUUGUAGGAGGUACCAUUAAUGAUGAUGUUAAUGGUAUUGAAGUUGGAUGGCAUGUACACCAACCCAGAUACGGUGAUUAUCAGACCAGGUUUUUCGUACUUUGGACUGCUGAUAAUUACAAAAACUAUUGCACCAACCUCGAAUGUCCUGGUUUUGUGCACACAUCCUCAGAUGUUGCCCUUGGAUGUAAUUUUACGGAAAUAUCCAUUUUUAAUGGCGACCAAAAAGAUGCCACCUUCAGCAUACACCUGGACCAAAAUACUGAAAAUUGGUGGGUAAGUGUACAAGGUAUUCCCGUGGGAUAUUAUCCUAGUUCUCUAUUCACCCAGUUAUCAAAGAAGGCAGAAGCAAUAAUAUUUGGUGGAGAAAUCUAUAAUGAGAAAUCCAAAGGACGACAUACUUCGACUCAAAUGGGUAGCGGUCAUUUUGCUUCAGAAGGAGGUUUCGGAAUAAGCAGUUUUUUCAAUCAUGUUCAAGUAGUUGAUGAAAAUAACAAAUCCAAAGACCCCGAAGACGCCAAGCCAUUCAUAUCGAAUCUGAAUUGUUACGAUUUGAAAAUUGACAAUACACAUACAAAUGGAUAUAGUUUUUACUAUGGAGGUCCAGGUUAUAAUAAUAAUUGUCAAUAAUAAAGACAUGAUGCAUUCCAGAUUAGUAGUAAUAAAACCUUAAAAAUUUGCACCUAUAUCCUGUUGGAUG
Molecule: messenger RNA, 1234 nt
Organism: Papaver somniferum (opium poppy)
Lineage: Eukaryota; Viridiplantae; Streptophyta; Magnoliopsida; Ranunculales; Papaveraceae
Exons: 7
Coding region: 1-1164 (387 amino acids)
Source: RefSeq, a predicted model, not a curated record